CUAUAAUAUUUUAUCUUAAGAUGCCCAAAUAUAAAAUAUUAUAGUAUCUUAAACUAUCACACACGGCUAAGAUACGAUAUUAUUAAAAAUCUGUUCAUUUCCUUACGAGUCUGCGUUGGUGCCACACGUAUUCCUUGUUAGAGUUCUAUAUACAGGGUGAUGGACUAUGAGUGAUACUGCCUUACUUCAUGAUUUGUUAGACAGCUCCUCAGACGAUGAUUCUGAUAUACAGAAUUACCGAGAACCAUUUUAAUCUAAGUAGGUCUACCGCAAAUAAAAUAGGUGACCAAUAUAGCUGUGAAAUGUGUCACUUUGGAAGAGUACGCGCCAAAACAAAACUCGACGCAAACUCGUGCGGCGGCAACACAGCGCAGACGCCUCGCUCCAAACGUUCCAAUUUCAAAAUGUCCAGUUUGAAAAUAUUCCGCGGGAGCCUCGCGCGUAACUUUUUAAACAAUAAUUUCAAACAUGAAUGCAAAAGUGCGAACCAAAGAGUUCCGAAAUCCCAACAUUUUCGACGCUGCUACGCGACUCAACCAGUUUCAGUGUUGGAACCGAAUGUGUUGAGUUCCCCCUGGGGUGAAAUUACUAUUGGCCAGGAAAAUUUACAUGACCACAUUUUUCAAGAUGUCCAGAUGUGGCCAGAUGCACCAUGUGUGACAUGCGGCACCUCCGGCCGCUCGUACGAGUACGGCAUGAUGAUGCUGAUGGUAGACCGCUGCGCCCAGGCACUGAUCGGCCACGUGGGGCUGGACCCCGGGGACAGGGUGGGGCUCAUCCUGCCCAACAUCCCGGAGUUCGUGGUCGUCUGCCAUGGGGCGCUGAAGGCGGGCCUGGUGGUUACCUUCGCGAACCCGCUGUAUACUGCUGACGAACUCCGAAGACAAUUCACAGACUGCGGUGUGAAGUUGAUAGCGACGAUAGAAAUGUUCAUGCCGGUCGCAAAAGAGGUUGCCAAGUCGUUGAAGGAUUACAAGGGCACCAUAUUCAUUGGAGGAGAGGAUGAUAAAACACAAGGUGUAUACGGGCUACGUUCGCUUCUAUUGGCGGAUCACAAGGCAGAUCUGACUAAAGUGAGCGGCGACGAUCUCGCCAUCAUUCCCUACUCCAGCGGAACCACGGGUCUACCCAAAGGUGUCAUGCUGACCCACAAGAACCUGGUCUGCAAUAUCAAGCAGGUGCAAGCGCCGAAGGUUAUGAAGUAUGAGGGAGAAAAAGGCAAAGGCGAUGUGGUACUGACAGUUCCCCCGUUUUUCCACAUCUACGGGUUCAACGGUAUCCUCAACUAUAACCUCAUACUGGGCUACCAUGUCGUUUCCAUUCCAAAGUUCACGCCAGAAGAAUACAUAAAGGCCCUUGUAGAAUACAAGCCGAGUACGUUAUUCGUGGUACCAUCACUCCUGGCCUUCUUAGCAACACAUCCGAUGGUGAAGAAGGAACAUCUACAGUCUGUUGAAACUAUCAUGGUGGGAGGCGCGCCCACCACAGACGCCAUGUUUGAGAGGUUCCUAUUGAAGGUUGAGAAGACGAAAAACCAGAUACAGCUGUUGCAAGGUUACGGCAUGACAGAGAGUUCUCCCGUGACUCUCAUGACACCGUUCAUAUACCCCCACAGCAAGGUGGGGUCAGUUGGUCAGUUGGUGAUGUCGACGCAGGGCCGCAUCAUGUCGCUGUCCACCGGCCAGGCGCUGCCACCGCACCAGUCUGGUGAACUGCUGCUGCGUGGCCCACAGUUGAUGAAAGGCUACUGGAACAAUGAGAAAGCCACAAAGGAAACAAUCGAUAGUGAAGGCUGGCUGCACACUGGCGACGUUGCGUACUACGACGAAGAUCAUUACUUCUACGUCGUCGAUAGGACGAAGGAGCUCAUCAAAGUUAAGGGCAACCAGGUGUCGCCAACAGAGAUUGAGGGUAUUAUCAUGGAGUUACCAGAAGUAGCGGACGCAGCAGUAGUAGGCAUACCAGAUCCCUUGGCCGGGGAAAUUCCAAGGGCCUUCGUGGUGCUCAAACCCAACCAGAAGUUGACUGAACGACAAAUAUACGACGUCGUCGCUCAGAAACUAACCAAAUACAAACGUCUCGAGGGUGGAGUGGUAUUUCUAGAAAUUAUACCCAGAAAUGCAGCCGGCAAAAUCCUCAGGAACGAAUUGAAAGUUUUAGGCAAAAAAGGUCUAUGAUAAAUUAUUGAUAUUAUAAUUUGUAAAUAGUAUUUUGUGAUUGUAGAAAUAAGAGUGCUAUUUUGUUGACUUGUCAACUUAAGUUGGAGGUAAGAUGAGGAGUCAGUACCUGCACAAAGGUUUAAAAAUAUGUAAUAAUAUUUUAUAGUCAAUGUGAACAAUAAUUAAAUUUGCAAUAAUGUAAUAUUUAUGUAGUGUAAAUAGAUAGGUGUACAGUAAUAUAGAGUACUUACUUGUUGCGAUUGGCAGAAAAGUUAUACAAUUAUAUAUACAU
This is a messenger RNA of Aricia agestis (brown argus), 2451 nucleotides long. RefSeq names its product probable 4-coumarate--CoA ligase 1. The record is from RefSeq and is a predicted model, not a curated record. Lineage: Eukaryota; Metazoa; Arthropoda; Insecta; Lepidoptera; Lycaenidae. Gene Ontology annotation, biological process: long-chain fatty acid metabolic process; fatty-acyl-CoA biosynthetic process. Gene Ontology annotation, molecular function: long-chain fatty acid-CoA ligase activity. The transcript has 11 exons. Bases 216 to 2177 code for a protein of 653 amino acids.